This is a messenger RNA of Sycon ciliatum, 2316 nucleotides long. RefSeq lists its product as uncharacterized. Lineage: Eukaryota; Metazoa; Porifera; Calcarea; Leucosolenida; Sycettidae. The coding region runs from base 293 to 1609 and encodes 438 amino acids. The transcript is spliced from 13 exons. The record is from RefSeq and is a predicted model, not a curated record.
UGCCAGAAAUUCAGGCAGAAGUGAGAAAUGUUUCAGGCCCAAACCUCUCUCUCUCUCCAAAGUAAUGACUGAUAUGCCUCUCUCUCCCAGCAGUUGGGAGGCAGUUCGUUUUGUAGAGCGGGGCUAGCCGUUGGCCUUUCCCUACGGUCUCGACCAAGGGAAAUUUCAAAAUUAUUUUUAUUUCAUUUCCGCUAAUUGCCUCCUGAACCUUUUCAAAGAAGUCGACCUUGCAAGUAACAGUUUAAAUUUGGGUGCUCCAGGACCACUACUACUGUGCCAAGAAGGUCAUGCCAUGGACGUCCUCUCCGGCAAGAAGAAGCCGCUGUGCGGAAUUUGCAACGUGAAGGAGUUUCGUUAUACAUGUCCAAAAUGCAACGUACCGUACUGCUCCGUGGACUGUUACAAGAAUGAGUCGCAUCUCAACUGCUCUGAAGAGUUCUAUAAAGAGUGUGUGAUGAAACAGUUAGCAGCACAUCGAGCCGAGACAAGUGCGAGUGGCGGUGACGCGGAUCUUCUGUCCUAUCUCAAGACGGAGCUGGCGAAGCGAGAAGAAGAUGCUUCCUUGUUUGAUGGGGAUGAUCAGUCUGCGGCUGCUGUUCCUCCCAUGGACGCUGAUGGGGAUGAUGAUGAUGAGGAGGAAGAGGAUGAUCUACCACUGGAUGAGCGUCUUGCAAACGUCAAUCUCGACACGGCUGAUCCGGAGACUAUAUUACAGUGCUUGACAUCGACAGAGAGAGAGGAAUUUGAAAGUAUCCUCCAAGAUCCCGGCAAGCAAGCCGCCCUCGUCUCGUUAUGGACACCGUGGUGGCAGCAACAAACAAAGACCCCUACGCUUCCGAAGACUUCAAGCCCAGGCAGUAAUUGUCUGACUGCUGACCAGUUUUCCUCUCUACCACACUUAUCACAAUUAAGCAAGGUGAACCCAUCCGACUUACUGCCCUGCAAUUUGGCUAACAUACUUAUGGCGUACUGCUGUUCACUGCGCCUCUACAAUGGUGAUCUUGACGUUGACUGUGUAUUGGAAGUAUGUUCCGUCCUCUCUAGGAAUGCUGUGUUCGACACGGUGGAGGAUGCCAUUGUCAACGCUAUCUCCACGUGUACUCAGUCGUGUAGACUGUCACUAUCACUAGGUUUCUGCUCCACUGUUGCACACGACGUGCUGUGUAUCCUUACGGCGGCCAAACGGCCAGUGGCGGAACUCGACGUCAUCUCAGCACCGCUCUACGCUCUGGCACACUUGUACAAUGCAUUGCUCGUGGAGCGUGACACAGCCAAGGCUGACUGGCGCAAAUGUCCAAAGUCUGAUGAUACCCGCAGUAAAGAUCUCAAGUCGCGUUAUGAUCGGUUACGUCGUAUUCCUGACAAGCUCUACUUCAGCCUAGUGUGGGCCAAGUCAUCGUAUCGUGACUGGCGCUUGCUCUCAGACAGUGUACAAGCACAGGCAGAUGAUUUAGCAAUGCGUGUUGCUGAGGCUGAGGAGCAGAAAGGACUAGCCACCGCCAGCAGGCAUUUUGCUCAGGAAUCCAGUCGUCGCGGAGGAAAUCAGACACCCGCGAAUACAUCAACACCUGUUCUCAUUCAAGAAACCGGUCAGGAUUCCACAAACUGACCCUUAAAUUCACCAAACCCAGCAGAUUGUUCCAAAAACCAGGCCAAGUUCACAAGUUGACCCACCUGUCUUUAUUCAAGAAACCAGCCUGAACGCAAGAAACCAGCCUGAACGCAAGAAACCAGCCUGAACGCAAGAAACCAGCCCAAACUCUAGAAACUGGCCUGAAUUCAAGAAACCAGCCUGAAUGCAAGAAACCAGCCCAAACUCUAGAAACCAGCUUGAAUGCAAGAAACCGGCCUAAACUUCAGACAACUAGCCUUAGUUACCUGCAAACUCCAUGCUCAUAUCAACCACAGACCACUCCAUAAGAAUCUUUUCUUGAGUGUUGAUAAUAAUAAUACUCAUUCUGUAUGCAUUGCCAGAAAAGAAAACUUUGCAUGAAAAAGCAAACACAUGAAUACUGUACAAACUUCCUGGUAGUUUGUCAAACCUUUCUUGGACUGCUCAUUUUAGCUUUGGCAAUUUGAACAUCAUAAUAAUGAUAAUUAGGGGUACAAGUAUAUUAAAAAUAUGCUGCAAAUUAUAAGAAAAAAGCCUGGGCAUAAGUAAAAUUUAAAACUUGACAAACAAUUUUACUGAUUUUUAGGCAGUGAAAAUUUGCAUUAUAGGGUUUUCAGUUUCAAAACUUGAAAUUUUCAUCAAGAAUCUUUGCAAAUGUAUAUGAAUAGUCCAUGAAAUUCAAUACGUAUGACAUCAAAAUCCUA